CGCUGAGGGCUUUGCUGAAACUUCAGUUCUCCGAAGCAUUCUCGGCGCCAUGUCGACAGAACGGACGCGCGUGUCGCUUCUGACGGUGACCAACCGAAACCGGGAUUUCAUGAAAUUGACCAUAGAGCAAGCCCGGAAACAAUCCUUUCUAGAGGACGAACUGCAAGAGAUUGAGCAUGUGAUUGUCCACAACAUUCAGGCAGACCAAGAGGAUGAUUCCUGGCACAUAAGUACGAAGGAGUACCUUAAGAAGUUGAGCGAUUGCCCUGGGCAUCCGAAUUUCAGUGUCAAACCACUAUUUGUCAAAAGAGGAGAAGACAGUAACGUGACGCUGGGUCAACUGCGGAAUACAGGUGUCAAUGCAUGCAGCGGAGACUACGUAGUUGUGUGGGAUGAUGAUGACCUGUACCACAAAGACCGCGUAAAGAACCAAGUUCAAGCAAUCAAGGAGGCCUCCGACACUGCCGUUGCUUGCACCUACAAGACAGCUGUCGUCAAUGAAACUGAUGCGAAGGCACUGGAAAACAAGCGACUGCCUCGCUGCUACCGGCUCCAUCCCCGUGAAGAGGGUUGGGAAAUGACCUUGUGCUGCCGAAAAGAUGUUCUAGUCCAGGAAGAGUAUCGAUACGAAUCCAAAAAUGUUGGUGAAGACACUCCCGUGUUGAAAGCACUGCAGAAGAACAAUCAAUUGAAAGUGAUCCCUUGCGACGCCGACAAGGAGGAAUAUAUUUACAUGCGACAACCUGGCAACGCCAUGGCAGGGAGUAAGGUCGAAGAAAACUGGUGGGAACUCACCUCGUUCAAGUAUGACCCCGACAAAAUCUUGUCCGUUGCCAGCAGCUUGGGAAUAUUCAAGACGCACAUUUACCGGAUGCUCCUGCAGUAUGGCCCAAGUGCGGUUCCAGAAAUGCCUCAGUACGGCCGCUUGCGAGUUGCUUCCAAUCGCAUUUGUGGAGAAUUUGAAGACUCUCCAGUGCAGCUGCGUGGGAUGUCUUUGUUCUGGCAUCAAUGGAAGAGACGCUUCUUCUGCUUCGAGACCAUCAAGUGGCUUGUGGAAGAUUGGCAAGUCAAUGUGAUUCGAAUGCCCAUUGGCGUUGUUCCUGAGGGUGGCUACAUCUCAGACUCAGCCGGAGCCCUGCAAGCUGUCAGAGAUGUGGUGCUGGCUGCUAUUGUUUGUGGCAUUUAUAUCGUAGUAGAUUUUCACUUCCACAAACUAGAUGACCAUGUGCAGGAGAAAGCAUUGGAGUUCUUCGAUGCUGUUGCCCAAGAAUAUGGUGAGUACCCUCAUGUGAUUUUUGAAAUCUGGAAUGAGCCGCCCGGGCCCUCGGAAUGGACAAAUAUUGUGACAUAUAGUAAGGCUGUCUUGAAACAGAUCCGGGCCAACUCCCAAAACCUGGUGCUGAUCCCCACGACGAGUUGGUCUUCAGAUGCUCCAGUUGAAGCAAUUUCCCAACUUGACCCCAAGGACGAUAGACUUGGCUUCAGCAUGCAUGCGUACAUGAAUUCCUUUCAUCAUCUCCAAACGAUGAAAGCUCGGGUCUCACAUGCUCUCGAAACGAUGGGAGCGGUUUUCAUCACCGAAUGGGGCACUGGAAAGUUCGAUGGGACGAAGCCAGUUCGGGAAGCCUGGAGCCGAGACUGGCUACACUUCCUGAACUUGCAUCAGAUUGGCCAUGUCAUGUGGAACGUGUGUGACAAGGAGGGUGAAAGCCAUUCUGCGUUGAAACCCGACAGCCCUGUGGCUGGUUGGAAGAAAGAAUAUUUGACAGCCAAUGGCUCUUUCAUGAAACAACUUCUUUCCUCCACCUUCACCACGAAGACGGUGCAGCUCCAAACAGCCUGCAAACAACACGGCCAGGAAGCGGGCUGGCAGUUGUAUGCUGUACGAUGCGAAGACAGGGAUUGUCUUAGUCAGAAAUCCAGCAGGGCUUUGGUCCAUGCUUUGCAGUGGCAGCGCCCUGAUGGCUCUGCCCGCUCUGCUCCAAAGCAGGAGUGGGAAAUGGAGAUGACUGCAAGUUGUUUCAUUUUAAAGGUGAAAACACCAGAUGCUUGGAAGCAGCCUGCUGGCUGGUACCUGGCCGUCCAGUCUGAUGCAGCGCGCAACCAAAGUUCGUGUCGCAUGAUGGUGCACAAGGAUAAGAACAAGGCCGCAGUUUGGAGAGAAAAGCCUGGAUCGCAAGACGGAACUGUCCACUUGGAGCUGGUGUCAGGUUCAAAAGGACAUCAAGGGUGGCUUCUGGCAGUGCAUCGGACCGAAAGGGAAGACAAGCGAAACGAUCACUCAACCUGGGUGUGUUUGCACAAGCCAAACCUCGAUUGGGCCACAGAUUGGGCCGUGAUACCGCGGCCGUGAGUUGGAACAGCACGGUGCCAGAAAGAGGUCGAAGC
This is a messenger RNA of Durusdinium trenchii, 2388 nucleotides long. The record is from the annotation of a GenBank genome assembly. NCBI's taxonomy places the organism in Eukaryota, Dinophyceae, Suessiales, Symbiodiniaceae.